CUAUCUAUGCAAAUUACUGCCUUUUCAUGCGUUCUUUCCUGACCACAUUUCCCAGAAGCCUUCGCUUUAAAGCAUGUGACGCAUUUAAGCUGCGACCUCUGCGCGUAUCUCUGUCUACAGUUGCAAGCUGGCUGAUAUUCGCAUGUUUUAUUCAGGUGAGGAGAAAAGAAGCGCUCUGGAAAUAUGUCUCUGGCUUGCUGACUUGGAGGAGGCAGAAGAAGAGGAGGACGGGCUGUAAAUUAUUUACAUGUUGUACCGACCAAACCCACAUGACUUUCUUCUGUGGGACACAAAAUGUUGGCUAUGAUUUGAAGGAAGGGAUCGAGCGAAAGUUUGAUAAAUGGCAGGAGCACCCUCCAGUCAAGCAGGUGAAGUUUCUUCCAGCUCCCCUCGAUGGACAGAGGAAGAAGAGUGGAGGAAGAAGGUACUGUAAGAUGAAAGAGAGGCUGGGUCUGACAGAAAUCAGGAAAUAUGCCAACAGAAUGACAUUUGCAGAGAUCGAAGAUGAUGCUUAUCAGGAGGAUCUGGGCUUCAGUCUCAGUCAGAUGGGAAAGUCUGGCAGCGGCAGGGUCAGACAAGCUCAGGUCAAUGACUCCACCAAGGCCAGAAUAUCCAAAUCCUUACAGGGUCUGGAGAUUGUGAACCCACAGGCUGCAGAGAAGGUGGCUGAAGCCAAUCAGAAAUAUUUCUCCAACAUGGCCGAGUUCCUCAAGGUCAAGCGCGAGAAGGAGGAUAAAGUGUGAGGCGGUGUGUCAGACGAAGGAAACCAUAUACACUGACAGCCAUGGACGGAUUUACACUUCAACUGUUAAUUUAUACUCUGUCACACACCCACUCAGACAGACUUGUGUGGGAACGGUGACAUUAUGAGGACAGAACAAGGACACAUGACUGGAGAUCCAACAUAUUCAAGAGAGAGCAACAUAUUCUAGAUUGUUUUUUGUACUUUUUUUUUUUUUUAAUGUGUAUUGAGGAAUUGUGUGUUGUCUGUGUAUAUAUAUAACAAAGAACAGUAAAUGCAAGUUGUUUUUUUCAGCAACUUUGGACAACACUUUGAUCAAAUAAAGUUGCUUAUCUAGUUAUACAAA
Messenger RNA from Carassius gibelio (silver crucian carp), 1088 nucleotides. RefSeq names its product U4/U6 small nuclear ribonucleoprotein Prp31-like. The transcript is spliced from 6 exons. Gene Ontology annotation, cellular component: U4/U6 x U5 tri-snRNP complex; U4 snRNP; precatalytic spliceosome. Bases 27 to 743 code for a protein of 238 amino acids. Lineage: Eukaryota; Metazoa; Chordata; Actinopteri; Cypriniformes; Cyprinidae. The record is from RefSeq and is a predicted model, not a curated record. Gene Ontology annotation, biological process: spliceosomal tri-snRNP complex assembly; mRNA splicing, via spliceosome.